This is a messenger RNA of Lactuca saligna, 924 nucleotides long. NCBI's taxonomy places the organism in Eukaryota, Viridiplantae, Streptophyta, Magnoliopsida, Asterales, Asteraceae. The record is from the annotation of a GenBank genome assembly.
AUGUCGUUUUAUAUUUUUUUUAAGAAACGCGCGUGUCCGAGGGAAAAUGAAAUCCCCAAAAUUUUUAAACCCCCACCUUCUUCUCCCUCGUCUCCACCCCUCAUCCACAUCCACUACCUCCAAUCCUCAUUUCCUCUUCUAGCCUCAAACUACGGCGAUGCACCUUCCUUCUCGAAUAAUGCUUCAUUUACCACCAUCGUCCGAUUAUGUGAGCCCAAGGAAUUGACGGAGACGAAGAAGAUUAUGGAUCAAUUGCUUCACAUCAUGUUUAAGAUUGAAGAAUUGGCUCAACUUGCAGAUUCGAUGCGACAGGCUGUGGCUUUGCUUAACGAUGAAGAUGUUGAUGCAAAGUCAUCGUCUUCUUCAAAACACCCUUCCAAAUUUCUUAAUUUUGUUGCUCUUGGCAAUACCAGUGCAGGUAAAUUAGCAGUUUUGAACAGUUUGAUUGGGCAUCUUGCUCUGCCAACUGGUGAAGGUGGUGCAACUCGCGCACCUAUAUGUAUUGAAUUAAAGAGGGAUGGUAACUUAAGCAGCAAAUCAAUUGUAAUGCAGAUUGAUAGAAAAUCCCAACCUGUGUCUGCAGGUGCUCUUCGACACUCAUUACAGGAUAGGCUUAGUAAAGUUUCAAGCAGGAGUCGGGAUGAAAUAUUUUUGAAGCUUAAAACAUGUUUGGAUUCCAUUUGUGUGGUUGUUGGGUGGAUCAUGGGGCGUCCUUUGGACCUAAAUUUUCAACUUUUUGAGACAACAACUCUUAUUAUCACAGUUCUAGUAGUGGCUUUCAUGUUGCAAGAUGGAACAUCCAAUUACUUCAAGGGAGUAAUUCUUGUGUUUUGCUAUUUGAUAGUUGCUGCAAGUCCAAAGAAACUUGAAUGGGAUUGGACCAUUGUGCUUCCUGAUUUGCUGCUAUCAAUGGAUGUUGUGUGA